Messenger RNA from Spea bombifrons (plains spadefoot toad), 1864 nucleotides. It is a transcript of the gene PEX7, whose product is annotated as peroxisomal biogenesis factor 7. The transcript is spliced from 10 exons. Bases 102 to 1073 code for a protein of 323 amino acids. Gene Ontology annotation, biological process: protein import into peroxisome matrix. Gene Ontology annotation, cellular component: peroxisomal matrix; cytosol. Lineage: Eukaryota; Metazoa; Chordata; Amphibia; Anura; Pelobatidae. The record is from RefSeq and is a predicted model, not a curated record. Gene Ontology annotation, molecular function: protein binding.
GCAUGUGCACGUCAUUUCCCUCAUCAUAGAGCACUAUUAUCUUCCCCAGGUCACUGCCAACCAGCCUUGUCAAGCGGGGCUGUUUUUAUGUCCUGGCUGCCAUGGCAGCAGGAAGUAGCGUUACCCGGACUAUCCGGAUCCCUGGCAGGCACGGAUAUGCAGUGGAGUUCUCCCCCUACAUCCCAUCUCGGUUGGCAUGUGCCACCUCUGAAAAUUAUGGCAUAUCAGGCUGUGGAACACUGCUUGUUCUAGAACAAAAUGACGCUGGACUAGUUGUUCUCAAGAGCUUUGAUUGGACUGAUGCCUUGUUUGAUGUUACAUGGAGCGAGGUCAGCGAAAAUAUCUUGGUAACAUCCAGUGGCGAUGGGUCUGUUCAAAUGUGGGAUACAUCGAAGCCAGAGGGUCCACUGCAAGUCUUGAAAGAACACACUCAAGAGGUUUACAGUGUCGAUUGGAGCCAGACACGUGGAGAACAGUUAUUAGUAUCAGGCUCUUGGGAUCACACAGCUAAACUGUGGGAUCCCUCCAUUGGGAAGUCUCUGUGCACUUUUACUGGCCAUGAAAAUAUUGUCUACAGCACCAUAUGGUCACCGCAUAUACCAGGCUGCUUUGCAUCUGCCUCAGGAGACCAGACUCUAAGGAUAUGGGAUGUGAAAUCCCCAGUAUGCAAACUGGUGAUCCCAGCUCAUCAAGCAGAAGUUUUGAGCUGUGACUGGUGCAAAUACGAUCAGAACCUUCUUGUUACUGGGGCAGUUGACUGUAGUUUGAGAGGCUGGGACCUGCGCUCAGUACGCCAUCCAGUUUUUGACCUCCAUGAUCAUACCUAUGCAAUUAGACGUGUAAAGUUUUCACCAUUUCAAUCAAGCGUUCUGGCGUCGUGCUCCUACGAUUUUACUGUAAGGUUGUGGGAUUUUUCAAAGCCCUCUCCCCUGCUUCAGAUUGUGGAUCAUCAUACAGAGUUUACUUGUGGCCUUGAUUUCAGCAUCCACGAACCUGGCCAGAUAGCAGACUGUGCAUGGGACGAAACUGUGAAGAUAUACUCCCCAUCAUGUCUGUCCUUACCUUUUUCUUAACAGUUUUUUUCUAAUUUUAAAAUAUGAUUAGGAAACAUUCUGUAUCCACUAUCAUUAUGACAUAACCUUUUUUUGAGGAACUGAAAAUCUUUUACAUCUCUGAUUUGUUUAAAUGUUAUUUUGAUCUUGGUAAUAAUUUAAGUGUGUUGCAGGAAGUGUGUGUAAUAAAAAAAAUAUAAGCCAGAAUGAUGGUAUAAUAUGUAUGAAUGAAGGAUUAUUCAUUAAUUCAUGGAUCAAUAUGCCCUAACUUUAUACGUGUUUGUACAUGUAUAAUUUUUUAAAGGUACUACCCAUUUUAAAAAUCGUAACAUAAAUAUUGAAACAGCUAAUAUGAAGACAAUAUUUAGUCAUGCCUCAAAACCAUUUAACUGAUGUGGCAAAUGUGCUUGUUGUUGCCAUGGUAACAUAGUUCUACCAUUUUCUCAGUACUCUUCUACCGGAAUGACAUUACUGUGGACAUCAGUUUGCGUGCCAUUUGACACAUAAGGGGAGGAGGCUAGAAAGAUAGUAAAUAUUUAUUUUUUAACGGUAAAUAUGACUAAAAUAACUGUAUUGUAGUGUGAAAAGGUUAUAACAAAAUCACUAUUAAAGACAAUGCUUUAUAUUAAAUCCAAAUAAACAAAAUAAGUAGCAGGGUUAUUGUGUGCCUGUGUUAUUAUUUUGGGUGGGAGUUUAAUGCAAUGAUGGACAUAUAAUGUAAUUCAUUCUAAUGAGCUGUGUUUCCUGACCUUUUAUUCAGUGUUAGAUUAUUUUAACUGUUCUAAAAAUAAAGUGGCAGUUUUUGACAGAUA